Molecule: messenger RNA, 636 nt
Organism: Gekko japonicus
Lineage: Eukaryota; Metazoa; Chordata; Lepidosauria; Squamata; Gekkonidae
Product: calcipressin-2
Exons: 3
Biological process (GO): calcium-mediated signaling
Cellular component (GO): cytoplasm; nucleus
Molecular function (GO): calcium-dependent protein serine/threonine phosphatase regulator activity; nucleic acid binding
Source: RefSeq, a predicted model, not a curated record
GACAAAUUUGAGGGCUUAUUCCGUGCUUAUGACGACUGUGUGACGUUUCAGCUCUUUAAGAGUUUUCGGCGGGUCCGGAUAAACUUCAGCAACCCAAAAUCGGCUGCUCGAGCCAGGAUAGAGCUUCAUGAAACGCAGUUUCGGGGGAAGAAGUUAAAACUGUACUUUGCGCAGGUCCAGACCUCAGAGACUGACGGAGACAAGCGACAUCUGGCGCCCCCCCAGCCAGCCAAGCAGUUCCUCAUCUCCCCUCCCGCCUCGCCGCCCGUCGGCUGGCAGCCGGUCAGCGAUGCAACGCCUGUCAUCAACUACGACCUCCUUUGUGCCGUUUCAAAACUGGGGCCAGGUGAGAAGUAUGAGUUACAUGCGGGCACAGAGUCCACCCCAAGCGUCGUGGUGCAGAUCUGCGACAGUGACUCAGAGGAAGACCCAAAGAAUUCACCAAAGCCAAAAAUUAUUCAGACUCGGCGUCCAGGCCUGCCUCCUCCAGUGUCUAACUAAUUGUCUCCUGCAAAAGCAUUUGUUCUUUCCUCUGCCUCGUCCCAUUAUGUUUUUCCAUUUGCUUUGUUUCUCUGUGAAAGGGCGAGCCCUUGCCUGGAGAGUCGUGGCUUGUUUGAGCUUAGUGGGGUGUUCUCU